Molecule: messenger RNA, 780 nt
Organism: Ordospora colligata OC4
Lineage: Eukaryota; Fungi; Microsporidia; Ordosporidae
Product: subunit of mRNA deadenylase
Exons: 1
Coding region: 1-780 (259 amino acids)
Cellular component (GO): CCR4-NOT core complex; CCR4-NOT complex; P-body
Molecular function (GO): nucleic acid binding; poly(A)-specific ribonuclease activity
Source: RefSeq, a predicted model, not a curated record
AUGGGAGAUGGGCAUAUACUGAAUGUGUGGAAGGACAAUCUGCAUGUGGAGAUGAGAAGGAUAUCGCAGCUUGUAAGGAGGUACAGAUAUGUUGGGAUGGACACUGAGUUUCCUGGAGUGGUUGCGAAGCCUGUUGGGAGCUUCAAGUCGCCCUCUUCAUUUGUGUAUCAGCAGCUGAGGUGUAAUGUGGAUAUUCUGAAGAUUAUACAGAUUGGGAUUUCGCUAAAUGAUGAGCAGGGCAACAGGCCGCAGCCAACGAACACGUGGCAAUUUAACUUUGAGUUCAACCUUGAGACUGAGAUGUACUCGCAGGAGUCGAUAGAUCUGCUUAUCCAGGCAAGGAUAGAUUUCAAAGAGCAUAAGAGACGGGGAAUAGGAGUUGAGGAGUUUGGCGAGACUUUGAUGACAUCUGGGCUUGUGUUGAACGAGGAUGUAACGUGGAUUUCAUUUCACUCUGCAUUUGAUUUUGGAUAUCUUGUUAAGAUCCUGACGUGUAAUAUGCUACCUGAGAGGGAAGACGAGUUUUAUAGGUUGCUGAAUGCGUUUUUUCCGGACUUCUGCGACAUAAAGUUUCUAGUACAGAACAGCAAGUAUCUGAAAAAGGGUCUGCAGGAGAUUUCGAACGAUCUUGGACUGGUGAGGGAGGGAAUUCAGCAUCAGGCAGGAAGCGAUGCAUUACUGACAUCGCACGCGUUUUUUAAGGCAAGGGAGACUCUUUUUAACAAGAGUAUUGGGAAAGAGUUUAUGUGUAAGCUAUUUGGUAUUGAAGUAAAUAAUUAG